UCAGACGGCGAAUCACGGGAACCCACGUGUGGUGCUAGGGCGCAUCGUGAAAGCGCACGCUUAAUCCAGCGAUCCGUGGGAUUGGGCAGAGGGAGUGGAGGUUGAGUUUGGGAAAAAAACACGGUUGGUAGAGUUGAGAGUCAAACUUAUUGGCUCAGAUAUUUGUGCAGUCACGUCCUCUCUUGCUAACCUCCACCCUCAACGCGGAGCUGUCCAUUGGCACUGGUGCUGAAACGCGUAGGUUCUCAAUCCCUCACAGCGGUGCGAGACAGUGUCGAGAGUAAAACAUUUGGAUGAUUGUAUUGACUUUAUCCAUAUAUUUUUGAGAAGCUUUGGUGGAUAUCCAUUGAUUUACUCAGCUUUCAUCAAGAGCGCAUCAAAGGUCCACGUUCUGACCCGGUCAGUUAACGGACUCUAAGAGGCAUAAAUAUGGCUUUUCUGGUGAAACAAAUGGUGGGAGGGCAUGUGAAGAACCUAACCGGGGGUUUGACUGAGGAAAAGCCCGAAGGAGAGAAAUCGGAAGCCGCAGCGGCAGGAAUGACCCAGGAGGAAUUUGAACAAUAUCAACAACAGUUAGAGGAGGAAAAGCAGGAACGAGAUGCUAGUUUUGCGCAGAAGAAAGCUGAGCGGGCAACAGUUAGAAGUCACUUCCGGGACAAAUACAGACUGCCAAAGAAUGAGCUGGAUGACACUCAGAUCCAGCAGGCGGGGGAUGACGUGGAGCUGCCCACAGAGCUAGCCAAGAUGAUCGCUGACGACAACAAGGAGGAGGCAUCCAAAACGUCUGUCCUGGGCCAGCUGACCAACAUCCAGAAUGUGGACAUGGACCAGCUGAAGGACAAGGCCCAGGCCACGCUGGAAGACCUCAAACAGUCUGCUGAGAAGUGCAAUCUCAUGUGAUCUGGCUGGCUGACUGAAUUCCUGCUCUCUCUCUAUCUCUCCCUCCCUUACUCUCUUUAUCUGUACAACAAAGGAUUAUGUAAGAUAUCAUAUGAUCUAUGAUCAUGUACAAACGUUGAUAGUCAUGUUGCUUUGAAUACACACACAUACAGUCAACACUGCCUCACACACACAAACAUACUGCAGCAGCUUCUGGCCAAGGAAUCAGAGUAAACACUGUCUAAGCUGUGGGGGAAUCAGAGUAAACAAUGUCUAAGCUGUGGGGGAAUCAGAGUAAACAAUGUCUAAGCUGUGGGGGAAUCAGAGUAAACACUGUCUAAGCUGUGGGGGAAUCAGAGUAAACACUGUCUAAGCUGUGGGGGAAUCAGAGUAAACACUGUCUAAGCUGUGGGGGAAUCAGAGUAAACAAUGUCUAAGCUGUGGGGGAAUCAGAGUAAACAAUGUCUAAGCUGUGGGGGAAUCAGAGUAAACAAUGUCUAAGCUGUGGGGGAAUCAGAGUAAACACUGUCUAAACUGUGGGGGAAUCAGAGUAAACACUGUCUAAGCUGUGGGGGAAUCAGAGUAAACACUGUCUAAGCUGUGGGGGAAUCAGAGUAAACACUGUCUAAGCUGUGGGGGAAUCAGAGUAAACAAUGUCUAAGCUGUGGGGGAAUCAGAGUAAACAAUGUCUAAACUGUGGGGGAAUCAGAGUAAACACUGUCUAAGCUGUGGGGGAAUCAGAGUAAACAAUGUCUAAGCUGUGGGGGAAUCAGAGUAAACACUGUCUAAACUGUGGGGGAAUCAGAGUAAUAGUCUUAUGCCAAAGACCCUUCGCAGAAAAGCAUUUAGACAAUGGCACAAAGUAUAUCAACUAGUCAUAUUAAGUGUGAGACUAAAUCAAACUUUCUUGUCUAGGGAACACAUUCAGUACAUUACAAACCAAGUGUCUGUUAUAUCUAUCGCAGGCGUAAAUGUAUUUGCGGUUAGCCUGUUCUGUUGUCCAUCUAGUCUAUGGUCAUUAACUCGUUGGGGCCUUGCUAAGAGACAGCUCGUCCUCUGUAAUGCCAACCCAUCUAACCUUUCAACUCUAGCCUUUAACCUGUCCUCAUAUUGACCCAUGACCUCUCCAUCUCAGUGUUGUUUUGUGCUGGUGGUUUGGUGUCGUUUAAACGCUAUGAUAUGUCAAAUGCUGUCUUUGAAAAUGUCAUCCUCUGGCUGAGUGCUGGUCAUAGUGUUUAAUAAGUACACAAUACUAUGAACAUAUAUGAACAUAUAUAUGAACAUAUAGUAUUUGGUAUUUGUCUGAUUUGUUGUUGUAUCACUAAAUAAAGACGCAGGUGAGAGCAGGAGAGGGGUUUGUCAACCUUAUUUGUAUUACAGUAAUAUACAGUAUAUAUUUCUCAAAUACAGUGGUUCAUGUCUUGUAAUAGUUGAACAGUCCUUUUGUGACAUUACAGUAAUUGCAUUUGAAGAAAGGAUGGUGAACAUGCCUUAGUAGCUUGUUUUAUGUGAUAGCUACUUUGUGCUUUCUUGUCAGUUCCAUGAAGCAAAACAAACAAGUGUGAAUAUAAUUAAUUCUUACUCAAGUCUUACAGAGCCUGAUCACCUAUACAUAUCUAUCUGUAUUAAAAUGUGUGACCUGCAAUGAUACUUGAAAGCCAACAGCAAGACCUUUCAUUUCCAGUCACCCUAUGGGGUGAUUCAGGUUGAUCUCAUGAUGAUAUUUCAGGAAGAGACAUGUUGUUCAUGAUGUUUCUGUUUCCUGUCCACUCUUUGCUUCUUUUACAUCAUCUUUGUUUUUCAAUGCUGUAUGAAACGUAUUGAUUUUUGACUGACUGUUGAAACCAUAAUAAACAGAUUUUUAUAA
Salvelinus fontinalis (brook trout) is the source of this 2746-nucleotide messenger RNA. RefSeq names its product complexin-3-like. Gene Ontology annotation, molecular function: syntaxin binding. Gene Ontology annotation, cellular component: terminal bouton; SNARE complex. The record is from RefSeq and is a predicted model, not a curated record. Gene Ontology annotation, biological process: neurotransmitter transport; regulation of neurotransmitter secretion; synaptic vesicle exocytosis. Lineage: Eukaryota; Metazoa; Chordata; Actinopteri; Salmoniformes; Salmonidae. The transcript has 3 exons. Bases 430 to 900 code for a protein of 156 amino acids.